AUGAUGGGAGCAAGGAUUCAACUGCUACAUUUGCUGGGGAUUCUCUUGCUGGCAUCAGUUUCUGUCUCAUUUGGUACUUCAAUUCGGAAUCACCAAGAGAGCGAAGGAAACUCAUAUUCAGAAGAAAACCCCUUCUACUUCAGCUCUGAUAGUUCGUUCCUCACUCUCUACAAAAACCAAUAUGGUCAUAUUCGUGUCCUCGAGAGGUUCGACCAACGCUCCAAACGACUUGAGAAUCUUGAAGACUACCGUCUUGUAGAGUUCAAGUCCAAACCCCAGACACUCCUUCUUCCUCACCAUGCUGAUGCUGAUUUCCUCCUAGUUGUCCUUAGUGGGAGAGCAAUACUCACCUUGGUGAACCCUGAUGGCAAUGACACCUUCAUUCUUGAGCCUGGCUAUGCCCAGAAAAUCCCUGCAGGAACCGUUUUCUAUUUGAUUAACCCUGAUGAAAACGAGAAUCUCAGAGUGAUCAAACUCGCCAAACCCGUUAACAACCCUCACAAAUUUCAAAAUUUCUUCCUAUCCAGUACUGAAGCCCAACAAUCCUACUUGCAAGGGUUCAGCAGGAAUAUUCUAGAGGCCUCCUUCGAUAGCGAAUUCAAGGACAUAAACAAGGCUCUGUUUGGAGAGGAAUAUGGUAAGAGUAAGCAAGAGGGAGUGAUUGUUGAACUGUCAAAGGAGCAAAUUCGUCAACUGUGCAAGCACACCAAACCUAGUUCAAGCAAAACCAUUUCCUCUGAAGAUGAACCAUUCAACUUGAAAAGCCUCAAACCCAUCUAUUCCAACAAGUAUGGCAAGUUGUAUGAGAUCACACCAAAGAAAAACCCCCAGCUUCGGGACUUCAAUAUCUUCCUCAGUAAUACGGAUAUCAGUGAGGGUGGUCUUUAUCUGCCACACUACUAUUCAACGGCCAUAGUGGUAAUAGUGGUUAAUAAAGGAGAAGCAAAGGUUGAACUUGUUGGCCCUAGAGAACAAGAACAGAAGCAGGAAGAGGAACAAGAAGAAAGUAGGAAAGUGCAGAAGUUCAGAGCUGACUUGUCUGAAGACGAUGUAUUUGUAAUCCCAGCAGCUUAUCCAGUUGCCAUAAAUGCUACCUCCAAGUUCAAUUUCUUUGCCUUUGGUAUCAAUGCUGAGAACAGCGAAAGGAACUUCCUCGCAGGUGAGAAAGACAAUGUGAUGAGCGAGAUACCAAAACAAGUGCUGGAGGUUACUUUCCCUGGAUCUGGUGAAAAUGUUGAGAAGCUAAUAAAGAAGCAGAAGGAAUCCUUCUUUGUGGAUGCUCAGCCUCAGCAAGAGAAGGGGGGGUAUAAGGGAAGAAAGGGUCCAUUAUCUUCGAUUUUGGGCACUCUCCACUGA
Sphenostylis stenocarpa is the source of this 1356-nucleotide messenger RNA. The record is from the annotation of a GenBank genome assembly. NCBI's taxonomy places the organism in Eukaryota, Viridiplantae, Streptophyta, Magnoliopsida, Fabales, Fabaceae.